This is a messenger RNA of Aspergillus viridinutans, 330 nucleotides long. RefSeq names its product DUF3759 domain-containing protein. Lineage: Eukaryota; Fungi; Ascomycota; Eurotiomycetes; Eurotiales; Aspergillaceae. The record is from RefSeq and is a predicted model, not a curated record. The coding region runs from base 1 to 330 and encodes 109 amino acids. The transcript is spliced from 3 exons.
AUGGGCUGGUUCAGCGACGACAGUGAGCAGGCUCAGGCCUAUGACGCUUAUCAAUCGUUCACCGACCGCGAUGAACACAAGGCCAAAGUAAGCCAUGAGCUGAUUGCUGCCGCCGCCUCCUAUGAGGCCGCUAAGGCUUAUGAGGGUCACGUUGCUGCAAAUGGCCAGCCUCCUAGCCACGAGAAGGCCAAGGAGAUUCUCGCUGGACUUGCCGGCGCUUUCAUUGACCGUGAAAUUGAGACCAAGGGUCUUGACUUUAUUGACCGAGAGCAGGCCAAGAGACACGCUGAGCGUCAACUGGCCGAUGUCUCCUCUCAGGAUUACUACUAG